This is a messenger RNA of Sorghum bicolor (sorghum), 1685 nucleotides long. Its product is annotated as casein kinase II subunit alpha-2. NCBI's taxonomy places the organism in Eukaryota, Viridiplantae, Streptophyta, Magnoliopsida, Poales, Poaceae. Gene Ontology annotation, cellular component: nucleus; protein kinase CK2 complex; cytosol. Gene Ontology annotation, biological process: protein phosphorylation. The record is from RefSeq and is a predicted model, not a curated record. Gene Ontology annotation, molecular function: ATP binding; protein serine/threonine kinase activity. The coding region runs from base 154 to 1311 and encodes 385 amino acids. The transcript is spliced from 10 exons.
ACCGGUACGGUAUCCAAACCCAGCCACGCUAAAUUAAACAAAGCCCGACGAGAGAUUCGUGUCCACCUCCUCCUCCCUCGUCUCCGUCCCCACUUCCGCCCGCCGAAACCCUAGCCCUCCCCGUCCCGCCUCGCCGCCGGCGAUGGGCGCUGCAUGAUCGGUGCGCCGCCCCCUUGGAACCGCCUGCCUACCGGCAUCGCCAAGCCCGCCGCCGCGGCUGCCGUCGUCGUAGCGGCGCUCGCGUCCUCCUUCCUCGCCCUCCCGCGCCCACGCGCCGCCGCUCCGCCCCCCGCGGGAUCCGGGCCCCUCAUGUCGAAGGCGAGGGUCUACACCGACGUCAACGUCCUGCGCCCCAAGGAGUACUGGGACUACGAGGCGCUCACCGUCCAAUGGGGUGAGCAGGAUGACUAUGAAGUUGUCAGGAAAGUUGGAAGAGGUAAAUAUAGUGAGGUCUUUGAAGGCAUCAAUGUUAACAAUAAUGAGAAAUGCAUCAUUAAGAUCCUUAAGCCUGUCAAGAAAAAGAAGAUCAAGAGGGAGAUCAAAAUACUUCAGAAUCUCUGUGGAGGUCCAAACAUUGUGAAGUUGCUCGAUAUUGUCAGAGAUCAGCAUUCAAAGACUCCCAGUUUGAUAUUUGAAUUUGUCAACAACACAGACUUCAAAGUUUUGUACCCCACAUUGACGGAUUAUGACAUCCGCUACUACAUAUAUGAGCUACUCAAGGCUCUAGAUUACUGCCAUUCUCAAGGUAUCAUGCAUCGAGAUGUCAAGCCCCACAAUGUAAUGAUAGAUCACGAGCUCCGGAAACUUCGCUUGAUAGACUGGGGCUUAGCUGAGUUCUACCAUCCAGGCAAGGAAUAUAAUGUCCGUGUUGCAUCGAGGUAUUUCAAGGGACCUGAACUCCUUGUUGAUUUACAAGACUAUGAUUAUUCUUUGGACAUGUGGAGUCUUGGUUGCAUGUUUGCUGGAAUGAUAUUUCGCAAGGAACCAUUCUUUUAUGGCCAUGACAACCAUGACCAACUUGUGAAGAUUGCAAAGGUCCUUGGAACAGAUGGGCUGAAUGCUUAUUUGAACAAGUAUCACAUUGAGCUGGACCCUCAACUUGAAGCUCUUGUUGGAAGGCAUAGUAGAAAACCCUGGGCGAAAUUCAUCAAUGCUGAUAACCAACAUCUAGUAUCGCCUGAGGCCAUUGAUUUUCUCGAUAAGCUUCUGCGCUAUGAUCACCAAGAUAGGCUUACUGCACGUGAAGCUAUGGCACAUCCCUACUUCCUCCAAGUCAGAGCUGUGGAGAACAGUAGGUCGAGACCACAAUAAUCAUGGUCUACACCCUCGCGAUGGAGUUGUUGCUAAUUCCUGAGUACCAUAGGCUAAAACCAUGUUCAACAAGCAUUUCGCUCUUGGAAUCUGGGCCAUGACUCCAUGGCAGUGAAUCAAAUAGUAUGAGUCGCAUCAUGUUGGCAACCUUGGCAGAGCUUGUUAUUAUUGUCUUAAUCUUGGGACUGUAGCUUUAAACCUGCAGGUUGUGCUUGAAUGGAAUGAAAUAUGGAAUUGUAUGUGAUCUUUUUAGACAAAGUGAAGAGUACAAUACAACCCUAAUCAUACUGCUUGUAUUAUGGUGUGCUAUUAUGUAUGUAUGAUUCUUAUUUAUAUUUCGGGUGAUAGUCAUUGCGGUGAAAUACUUUUGUGGA